AUGCAAACCUCGGCCAAGCUCAACGAGGAGAAGGCGCCCGGGUGCGCGGACGGGUGCAAGAGCGUGAUAACCUGCUGGAAGCCCUGCCUCUACUCCCAGCCGCAGAUCGCGCUCGCGCCGCUCGUGAAGACACAGGCCGCGUGCGUCACGGGCGUCAAGGAGCCGCAGCCCCUGGCGUACGCGCCGGGCACGGGCCGCUUCGUGAUCGGCUUCUGCGGCUCCGGCACCGGCCACCUCACUCAGUCGCUCGCGGUGCUGCGCAUGCUGCAGGCCCGCGGGAUGACGCUGGCGGGCAUCGUCUUUGACACCGACGCGACUCAAAAGAUGGAGACGCUCGAGCCGCUGGGGGUGGACCCGAAGAAGGGGAUGGUGCCGACGGUCGUCACGCUGCACUCGGUCAUCACCGGGGUGCCUGCGGCAGUCACCUCCUUCUCGUCGCGCCUGAUCCUGUGCUACUUCCUCGCGCAACCCGACGCGGUGCGGCUCGAGCGGCUGCUCGCCCAGUUCUCAAUCUCGGGCGUCGAGAUUCACUGCUUCACGACCGCGCCGCUCACGCCGCCGGCGGGGCGACCCCUCGCGCUCGAGUCGCACGCAAAGCAGCGCGCCCUCUUCAAGCACUACUUUGACCGCUGCACCGGGAUCAUCUGCUCGACCGGCAACGAGACCAUCUGGGAGGCCGUCUGCCGCGGCGUGCCCGUCUUGACGGUGCCGACCAGCGGCCACCCGGAGCAGAUGAUGAAUGCGCGCAUCCACGGGCGCGCCUUCCCCGCGUCGGUGCGGGCGGUCUCGCGCGUCCGCAUCGAGGACGUGCGGUGGCUGGUCGACUUCAAGCCGUCGGAAGAGAGCAUCGCCGAGAGCAGCGCGCUCCGCGAGCGCGCCACCACUUUCGACGCCGAGGGCGCGCGGCUGCUCUGCGGCGCGUGA
Messenger RNA from Emiliania huxleyi CCMP1516, 924 nucleotides. RefSeq lists its product as hypothetical. NCBI's taxonomy places the organism in Eukaryota, Haptophyta, Isochrysidales, Noelaerhabdaceae. Bases 1 to 924 code for a protein of 307 amino acids. The record is from RefSeq and is a predicted model, not a curated record. The transcript has 6 exons.